Epithele typhae is the source of this 1668-nucleotide messenger RNA. RefSeq names its product glycoside hydrolase. Lineage: Eukaryota; Fungi; Basidiomycota; Agaricomycetes; Polyporales; Epitheliaceae. Bases 1 to 1668 code for a protein of 555 amino acids. The record is from RefSeq and is a predicted model, not a curated record. Gene Ontology annotation, biological process: peptidoglycan turnover; carbohydrate metabolic process. Gene Ontology annotation, molecular function: hydrolase activity, hydrolyzing O-glycosyl compounds. The transcript is spliced from 9 exons.
AUGUCGGCGCUCUCAGAGGCAGAUAGACGCGACAUUGGCCAGCACUUCGUCUUCGGCUUCCAUGGCCACACAGCCAGUGAUGACAUUAAAACGCUCAUCACGGAUUAUUUCCUUGGUCAUGUCAUCCUCUUCAAACGGAACGUCCAGAGCAUCGCCCAGGUCCACGCCAUCACUACCGAACUGCAAUCACUCGCAAAGGCAGCGGGCCACGAACGCCCGCUGAUGAUAGGCAUAGACCAAGAGAACGGACUUGUGUCUGCGUUCAGCAUCCCCAACGCAGGAACCAGCAAACGCAGUCCAGGUGCGAUGGCCCUGGCGGCAUCGGGAUCUACCGACCUCGCUACCGAGGUCACCACUGCAACCGCGAAAGAGCUCAAGGCGGCCGGAAUCAACUGGGUAUACAGCCCCGUGGCUGAUGUGAAUAACGAUCCAAGGAAUCCUGUCAUUGGCGUUCGUUCCUACAGCGAUGAUCCUACCGUUGCUUCCCGCUUCGUGAAGGCGGUCAGCGAGGCGCACACUGCGCACAAAGUAGCGCCCUCCGCUAAGCACUUCCCCGGACACGGCAACACCCACGUCGAUUCCCAUCUCAGCCUCCCACGCAUCAACGUCGACAAGGACUCCCUCGCAUCGAUCGAGUUGGUUCCUUUCAAUGCGCUCGUCAAGAUUGGGAUCGCGAGCAUCAUGACCGGCCACAUGGCGCUUCCUCUGGUCACCGGCGACGACACGCCAUGCUCGCUCUCGCGCGCGAUCACCACCGACCUUCUCCGCGGAGAGAUGGGCUACCAAGGUGUUGUCGUGACCGACUGUCUGGAGAUGGAGGCCGUAGCCGAAACGUACGGCUCCGAGGGCGGUGCUGUGCGCGCACUCCAAGCAGGCGCGGACGUCGUGAUGAUCUGCCACACCUACAAACGGCACGUUGGGGCUAUCGAAGCAGCCUACGCCGCCGUCGCGUCCGGCGCGCUCUCGAUGGACGAGCUCCUCGCGAGCGGCGCGCGCGUGGCGGCCAUGAAGGACGCCUUCGCGGGCUCCUGGGACGACAUCUUCGCACCUCUCCGCCCAUCGGACGUUGCGGCGUUGCAGGACGCGAACGCAACGCUGAGCGCACGAGCGUACGCCGCGACGAUCGCGCACCUGCCGAACUCCGCGACAUUCACGCCUCUCUCUACCGCCGGUUCAGCCGUGGUGUUCACCCCGCGCAUGGAGUCGCUGAACCGCGCGGUGGACGACGCGGAGAGUCAGCUGCGGGACGCGGCCGGGCGGCUGCGGAACACGGUCGGGCCCUCGUACUCCGCCUUCGCGCAGGCGGUGGCCACCCGGGUGUCGCAGGUCGAGCACGUCGUCUACGCCCCCGGGGAUGAGCUCGACGCGCCGCUGCUGGAGCACAUCCGCGGCGCUGGGUCGGUGAUCUUCGCGACGCGAAACGGGUACGACACGGGCGCGUGGCAGACCGAGUAUCUGCGCAAGGUGGUCGCGGCCGUCGCGUCGACUGGUGGGGCCGGGAGGAUGGCGACGGUGUCGACAUGCGCGCCGUACGACCUGCUGGCGUUGGAGAAGCUGGAGGUCCCCGCGAUCGCGACAUUCGAGUUCACGGUGCCUGCGCUGACCGCAGCUGCGGCGGCAUUGUAUGGGGAGUCGGUAAUCUCCGGCACUGUGCCGGUGAAGGUGUAG